Molecule: messenger RNA, 871 nt
Organism: Bursaphelenchus okinawaensis
Lineage: Eukaryota; Metazoa; Nematoda; Chromadorea; Rhabditida; Aphelenchoididae
Source: the annotation of a GenBank genome assembly
AUGCGUUUCAUCAUCUUUCUAUUCAUCGCCUUGGCUUUCUUGGCCGUUAUCAAUGCGUUUUCGUUGAGAAAAAUGUUCGAAGAGGAGAAUUUGAUUGAAAAAGUCAACGUAAAAGUGCAAAAAAGAUCGGCCGAAUCGACAGAAAGUGUUGAAGAAGGCUCUGGAGAACGGAUCGUCCGAGAAGCUUCUGGAGAGGAAGUUGAGGUAAGCUAAUUCAAAAAUAAAAAAAAUUGUUUGUAAGGAAAGUUCUUGUUAUUUUUUGAUUUGUAAAGAAAGUUCUUGCUAUUUUGUUGUAUGUAAACAAACUUUUUGCCAUUUUAAGUUUGUAAAGAAAUUCCUUGCCGUUUUUCAUUCUGUAAAGAAAGUUCUUGCCAUUUUACGAUUUGUAAAGAAAGUUCUUGCCAUUGUAUGAUUUGUAAAGAAAGUUCUUUUCAUUUUUUAUUCUGUAAAGAAAGUUCUUGCCAUUUUCUGCUUUGUAAAGAAAGUUCUUGCCAUUUUACGAUUUGUAAAGAAAGUUCUUGCCAUUUUCUGCUUUGUAAAGAAAGUUCUUGCCAUUUUACGAUUUGUAAAGAAAGUUCUUGCCAUUUUAUGAUUUGUAAACAAAGUUCUUUCCAUUUUGUGUCUUGUAAAGAAAGUUCUUGCCAUUUUCUUUUAUUUUUUAAAAUUCAAAUUCCAGGAAUCCCGCCACAAGCGUGAAGCCGACGUCGAAGGUUCUGGAAUUGAAGUCAAGGACAGUGUAGCCAAACGUGAAGCUGAAGUUGAAGGAUCGGGAUCAGAGGUUGUUGUCCGAAGACGUCGUGACGUUUCAUCCGAGUCUUCGGAAGAAGUUCAUGGAUCUGGCCACGGCUCUGGCCAAGAAGUUGUUGUCUAA